This is a messenger RNA of Rhizophagus irregularis DAOM 181602=DAOM 197198, 1037 nucleotides long. Lineage: Eukaryota; Fungi; Glomeromycota; Glomeromycetes; Glomerales; Glomeraceae. The record is from RefSeq and is a predicted model, not a curated record.
UUUAAAAUGCUUACAUAAUUCACAAAAUAUUACUAAUGAAUUUUUAAAUGAGGUUAAUGCAUACUCUAUUAGUAUUAAUAAUGGAAUUCUCAAAAUAUUUGGUAUAUCUCAAAAUCCAGAUACAAAUAACUAUAUUAUUGUACUUGAAUAUGUAGAUGGUGGAAAUUUUAAUAAUUACAAUAAUUACAUCAGUAGGAAUUACACUUGGAAUGAAAAAUUGGUUGUACUAAGUAAAAUUGGUAAAGGUCUUAAAAUAAUUCAUGAAAAUAAAGUAGUUCACCGCGAUUUCCAUACAGGAAAUAUAUUGGUAUCAAUUAAUAAUAAUCUGAAAAUCAUUCAAGUAAUAUAUAUAUUUCAGAUAUGGGAUUAUGUGGAGAAGUCAGUAAUAUAGACAAAACAAAAAUUUAUGGAGUCAUGCCAUUUGUAGCUCCUGAAGUAUUAAGAGGAAAACCAUAUAGCCAAGCAGCAGAUGUAUAUAGUUUUGGUAUGAUUAUGUAUUAUAUUGCAACUGGAAGACAACCUUUUGCCAAUUGUGCUCAUGAUAGUGUUUUGGUAUUAAAUAUAUGUAAUGGAAUUAGACCUGAAAUAAAUGAACAAGAAGCACCAAAAUUUUAUAUUGAUUUAAUGAAAAAUUGUUGGGAUGAAGAUCAAGAUAAGAGACCAAGUGCUAUUGAAAUAGUAAAAUUGGUCAAUGAUCCUUAUUGUUCUGUUAUAGAUGAAGAAAUUAAAAAGCAAAUUGAAAAAGCAGAAGAAUAUAAAAGAACAAAUUUUUUGUCUACUAGAAAUAGUCAAUCAAUUCAUCCACAAGCUUGUUAUACUUCUCGAUUACUCAAUCCAUUUACACAAGAUCUUUCAAAAGAUGAUACUAGUUGUACUGAAUGUUUAUUAUUGAUUUUACAGUAGGUUAUCGAACAAAUGAAAAUAAAUCAAUUAGAACAUGCAUCUGCACCAAAUAGAAAAUACAUUUUAUGAAGUUUCAUCUAAGAAAAAAGUGAUGAUUAUAACUAAAUUCCUUAUAUCAGAUAAGAUGCAACAAA